This is a messenger RNA of Labeo rohita (rohu), 2185 nucleotides long. Its product is annotated as cadherin-like protein 26. The coding region runs from base 14 to 2020 and encodes 668 amino acids. Lineage: Eukaryota; Metazoa; Chordata; Actinopteri; Cypriniformes; Cyprinidae. The transcript has 12 exons. Gene Ontology annotation, cellular component: plasma membrane; adherens junction; catenin complex. Gene Ontology annotation, molecular function: calcium ion binding; cadherin binding. The record is from RefSeq and is a predicted model, not a curated record. Gene Ontology annotation, biological process: cell morphogenesis; cell-cell junction assembly; calcium-dependent cell-cell adhesion.
UGAGCUGAACUGUAUGAUGACCUACUUCAACAUGAGGACCCUUCUUGUCAGCUUUCUCAUGCUGUGGUUGGUCUGGAGUGUAUGUGUAUGGGCUGGCAGCAGAAGGAUACGACAGAAGCGUGCAUGGCUUAUUGAUUCAUUUACUAUUGAGGAAGAACACUCCGGUUUAUUUCCAUAUGCAAUAGGCAAGGUUGAACUCGAAAGAACUUAUAUAGUUCAUUUAAAAUUACACGGUCAGGGUGUGGAUAAAGAACCGAAAGGUGUUCUCAGCAUUACAGAUACAGGUGAUGUUUUAGUACAUAAAAAGAUGGACUAUGAAGAAGGCCCUAAAAUUCUCAGAUUGACAUUUGAAGCAAGAAAUAAAUCCAAUAAUGAAGUGGAUACAAAACUUGGGCUUGAGAUCAAAAUAUUGGACAUAAAUGACAAUGCACCACAAUUUCAAAUGUCAGUCUAUGAACAGACUGUGGACGAGUCACAUCCUGAAGGCAAAGAAGUACUGACAGUAUUGGCUACUGAUAAGGAUGAUCCAACAACAAACAAUGGAACAUUUGAUUUCACAAUCAAGUCUGUCACACCAAAAACAGAUGUUGAAUUUUACAUUCAGCAGCAAAAAGAAUCGGGCACAAUUUAUUUUAAUGGGUGUUUGGACUAUGAGAAAGCUCAGAAAUACACAAUCCUUGUUGAAGCAAAGGACAAAGGGGAAAAGAGACAGCUCUCAAGUACGAGUACAGUGAUAUUCAAUAUUGCCGAUAAUAACAACAAUCUUCCAAAGUUCUCUGGUAAAACUGGACCAGGAAAGGUCAAGGAGAGAGAAACUGGGGUUGAAGUUUUGCGACUGCAAGUAACAGACAAAGACCUCCGUGGUUCAAAAGCUUGGAAAGCCAAAUACACAAUUUACGGAGAUAAAAAGGAGAUCUUUAAAAUAGAAACACACCCUGUUACGAAUGACGGGAUUUUAACAGUUGUUAAGCCAACAGACUACGAGGAGCAAACACAUCACGAUCUGUCCAUCAGUGUGCAGAAUGAAAUUCCUUACUUUUCCUGUAAGAGUAAAAAGAGAGUAAAAAAAGAGCUUGACCAAAUACCCCAAACCUCUGACACUGACACAAGUGUCCGCUAUGACACCAUUGAUGUGACAAUUUAUGUUGAAGAUGUCAAUGACCCUCCGGUUUUUAUUCCUCCUGUUAAACAUGUUGUGGUAACAGAGAACAUAGAUGUAGGAACAAGUCUUACGACCUUCACUGCUAAAGACACGGAUAGAAGACACAUAAACACAUUUAAAUUUGUUAAAGGUGAAGAUAUUGAUGGAUGGAUAACUAUUGAUGCACAGACCGGAAAAGUAUCCACAUCUAAAAUUCUGGAUAGAGAGUCGCCAUUUGUGAUAAACGGCACCUAUAUAGCAACCGUACAUGCUGUGGAUGAUGGUGUUCCUCCGCUGACAGGCACUGGAACUCUAGUGAUUCAACUAAAUGAUCAAAAUGAUAAUGUACCAGAACUGGAGGAGAAUAAUGUCAGCAUUUGCCUAGACAAAGAGCUCGCAAUGGUCAACAUCACAGCUGUAGACCUGGACCUUCCUCCAUAUGGAUCACCUCUCUAUUAUGAGCUUUUGGGAGAUGUUAAGAACAAAUGGAGAGUUGAACCAGCCCAUGGCACAACGGUGAGUCUUGUAAAAGAGAACAGCGUGUUUUCAGGUCAUCACCUCCUUCAGAUUAAAAUCUCAGACCAGCAGGGAUUUUACUCCAUCCAGAACCUGUCGGUCACGGUGUGCGACUGCUCUAUCACUCCCAACUGCCGUGUCACGGUGAUCUCGAAGGCUCCGAUGGAAUCUGUUUGUGCAUGGAUGCUUUUUCUUUCAGUUUUGGUUCUCACAGGAAGAGCACCAAGCAGUGAAAAGUUGCCACCUCAGGGCAUAAAACCAUCUAGAAGAGAGGGCUCAAACCUCAGUGUUUGUGUCUAUCACAACUGCCUGCCGCUGAGAAAGAAGGUCUUUCCUCAGGGGGAUUUGCCAGGGAGGUGUUGACAUCAGGAACUGGGGUUUUACACCAUAAUAAAUGCACCAUAAUCAUCUCUCUCUCCACCAGAGACAUCCACUUAAGUCAUAUGCUCCACAUCGGCCUCAGACUGAGCUGCCAUACCUGAAGACGAGGGGUUAGCAGAGUCCUUAUCAUGGCUUUAGCCCAUUCUC